CCUUUGGGGCAGUCGCUCCGAUUCGCCGUAGCCAGUGGGACACGGCUCCUGCUCGUCCAUCGACACAGCAAACUCGACAAUUCGUUGACGAGCCGACACGACGUUUGCCGUCGCGUGAGCCGCACAUCGAGAGCAUCCCGAUUCGGAUCGAGCCCCGCGUCGAGAACGGCCGCUGCGUCCCAUCGCUGGCAGAGCAAACUCGAAUCGGAGGACCUCCACUGAGAAGCGAUCACAAUGGCAACGAACGUCGGCGGUUUGGUGGCGGUCAUCGUGUUUUACAUCGCCAUCCUGGCGACGGGCGUGUGGGCAUCGCGGAAGUCCAGAAAGACGGAGAAGCGAUCCAAAAGCACGCGGAGCGAGAUGGCCAUGGUUGGGGACCGCAAAAUGAACGUAAUCGUCGGGAUCUUCACGACCACAGCCACGUGGGUUGGAGGGGCUUACAUCAACGGCACGGCGGAGGUCAUAUAUACGCCCGGAAUGGGCUUAGCGUGGAUGCAGGCUCCCAUCGGCAGUGCUGUCAGCCUAUUUGUCGCCGCGCUCUUCUUCGCAAAGCCCAUGCGCUCACGCACCUACAUCACGAUGAUUGACCCCUUUCAAAUCAAGUACGGAAAGUGGAUGGGGUCAAUCUUCUUCAUCCCGGCAGUCUUCGGAGACCUCUUCUGGGCAGCCGCCACUCUCACCGCGCUUGAAAAUUCCGCACCACAUCAGAGAAUGCAUUCCAAGUGCUAG
This is a messenger RNA of Lethenteron reissneri (Far Eastern brook lamprey), 729 nucleotides long. Its product is annotated as high-affinity choline transporter 1-like. Gene Ontology annotation, biological process: transmembrane transport; choline transport; acetylcholine biosynthetic process. Lineage: Eukaryota; Metazoa; Chordata; Hyperoartia; Petromyzontiformes; Petromyzontidae. Gene Ontology annotation, molecular function: choline:sodium symporter activity. Gene Ontology annotation, cellular component: plasma membrane. The record is from RefSeq and is a predicted model, not a curated record.